Prorocentrum cordatum is the source of this 2416-nucleotide messenger RNA. The record is from the annotation of a GenBank genome assembly. Lineage: Eukaryota; Dinophyceae; Prorocentrales; Prorocentraceae.
AGCAAGGUGGGCUCAAGCCUUGCUGGCUGAAGUCACUCUGGUCGAAGCUAUAUUUGCUGCACCCAGCCAAUGGAAUAUUACGAAGAAAACUCGACCAGGAAGGUGAAGAGCAGCUGCCCAUACGAUGUCAUUUACAUAUCGGCAGUCGGCGUGUGUGCGUGUGCGCUUGGAUGCCUCAAGAUGGCGGACUUGCUCGAUCUGAGUUGGUACCCUAUCGCCGGCUGCUGUGUAGUGUUGGUCACGCAUUUGAGCUCGUACGUCGUCGACGUUCCGAGGCCCUCCUGGCUUUCCUCGGUGUUCAUACUCGUGGACUGCAUGGUGGUAGCGUGCUUCAACAGAAGGUUCCAGCAUAUGGCCUACGAGGCUACAAGUGGUAGCCUCGGUGCCACUCCGCGUUUUAACGUAGACUGCUGCCCAGGUUGCCACGCCACUUCAACAGUCCAGACAACAUUCAUUAUGUACCUGAUGCUGUCCUACCUGUCAACAUUCUUGCUGCCGUGGAAGUACGCUAUCAUCGUUGUGCUGGGAGUGGCUUCGACCUACCUGUCUUUGAUGUUGAGCUCCUUGGCAUUCGCACCAUCACACGAUUCGACACCCGAGACAGUGGUAUGGCUGUUGCUGGAGUGCGUCCUUUUGAUGGCCGGCUGCGCGAUGACUCUGCUGACUCACGGGGCUCUCGAGCGCUCAGAGCAGAAGUUGCGCCUUCUCCAGGAGGAGCAGAAGAGCGGCUUCACCGACAUAGACCUCGCGCCUCUGGAGGACCCCCAGGUGAUCUCGCACUGGACGAGGCGCUCCCUGCGGGAGGCGCCGCCGCCCGUGGGCCUCUCCCUCGCGGAGGGCCCCGAGCACAGCCAGGACUCCAAGCACAGCCUCGGCGCCCCCAGCGGCGAGGCGGAGGGGGCGCCCGCCGCGCGGCGCGGCGAGUGCGAGGGCCGGCAGGCCUGCGGCAAGGUGGACUGCCUGCCCCGGGAGGCCGUCGUGUGGGUGGAGGGGGAGGAAGUCCCCCGGGAGCUGCAGCAGCUGCGCGAGGGCCAGCGGGUGCUGUGCUACGACUCGCUGGGGGACUGCGUCGACUACGUGAGCGUGGAGCACCUGAGCCAGGAUACUCGGUCCCUGGACUGGGUGAACGUGGCGCUCGAGGACGGGACGAACCUGAAGAUGACGGCCGAUCACCCCGUGCGCAUCGCAGGGUCGGAGGGCAUGCAGUCCAUCCUGCGGGCCGCCAGCCUGCAGCCGGAGCGCCACAGCAUCGUCGUCCACGGGGACGGCACGCGCCCCGUGCCGGUGCAGAGCGUCUCGCGCGUGGCGUGCCGCGCCGAGAGGCCGGGGGGGCGGGCGGCCGUCUCGGUGAGGCAGUCCGCGCGCUACUCCAUCUUCGUCGCGGAGGGCCCGGGGAAGUGCCGCCUGAUGGCCGUGGGCUCCGCCGACCUCGCCGCGCCGGCGAACCUGCUGCGCGUGGGCCAGAGCAACACCUUCCUGCACGCCUCCGAGGCGCCCUCGCGCGAGGCCUCCGCGCACUCCUGGCCGCCGAGCAAGCGGCGCUACCAGCACUACUCGGGCCUCCCCGGCCUCGGGCCGCCGCCCCGCGCGGGCGCCUCGGAGCACGCGCCCGGCGGCCAGGAGGAGCCGUCCUGGCAGUCCUCCAGGUCCAACACCUCCGAGCGCAUCUCGUCGUCCAGCGGCUCGCUCCCCGACGACGCCGUGGAGUCCGUCAUCCUGCCGCGGCCGCUGACGCGGCUGAGCGAUCAGCUGAAGGCCGCGGCGGCGGGGGCGCCGAGCCUCGGCAGCGGCGGGCACUUCGACGGGGCCUGCAGGCCGUGCACCUUCGGCCACCAGGGGCGCUGCCUCUUCGGCGUCUGGUGCACGAGCUGCCACCACCAGCACUUCAAGGUGCGCGGGCGCCUGGCACGCCUCAAGCCGGCCAAGGCGAGCAGCGCCCUGCCGGCCAUCGGGCCGAAGUCCCCGGCCAAGCAGAUGCUUCAGUGAGCCAGGCCGUGCCGGAGACGCGUCUGGAGUCAGGGGGCACAUUGGUUGCAGUGCGCGGCUGCUGCACGCGUCGCCCGGCUCGCCGCGGCGCGCUGCGGAGCCGCCCCGGAAGGGCACAGAGGAUGGGCAGUCUCUGCAGUAGCGGCCCCGGAAUGCGGACCCGCGCGCAGUUUGCAGGGGCACGCUUGCCAGGUAGAUGUACCGAUCAGGUUCCGUUCCAGCCAGAGGCUUCCCGGAGAGAGCUCGGAGCGAAUCGCCUGCGAUGAGGACUGUCCAGUGGAGGGGAGAGGGCAAGGCGGCUCGCCGUUCGCCCCCCCCACCACCCCUCAGCGCGACGCGGGCCGAAUCCGAGCAUCAUGACUCCCUGGCGGCCCUCCUCCCAUUCCCUCCCCCCAUCCCGCCUCCCCCCUCCCGCCCCUUCCCGCCGACU